UAUUGACAAAAGCUGUAUCAGUUCGCAGAGUGCGCUUCGACAGAGAGGUUAUCAAGUUUGCUUUGUGCUUUUGUGCUCGCUGGUACGACGCGUACAGUGAAACCACAGAGAGAUGAGCAGCGGACUGCCCUUCCGAUUCACCGAUGAGCGCACCGUCAAGUUUGUGGAACUUUACGGGCGGGAGCCUUGCUUGUGGAACAAGAGGCCCUACCUGAGGGGGGCAAGGAACGCAGCCUACAGGCGGAUCCUGGCCGGGAUCAAUGCCAAUAUUGAUCGGGGGGAAAACGAACUUUCCAUCCAGGGGGUUAAGAUGAAGAUCAAGAAUCUUAGAACCGGCUACCAUCAGGAGCUCAAGAAGAUCAAAUCGAACCCUAGACGCUAUCGUCCCAAGAUGCCCUGGUUCGCACCACUGCACAAGUUUCUGGCGGAGUUCGUAGACACGAGCGAGCACGAUAACGAAACUUGUGAAGCGCCGCAACUAAAGCGACUGUCUGUACGUCUCCACCGUCUGAAGCCCAUUAAGCUGCAGGAAGGGGUCAAGCUGGAGCCUGAGGAGAUCGUCACCACAGAGCCAGACAUUAUGCCAACAGCGCCGCCGCUGUUCACCGUUCUUCCCGUGACCAUGCCAAUUGAACAUCAUCCACCGACGCCACCGCCGUCUCUUCCAAAGGUACCAGAGGUCAGCGUGAUGCCGUCCUCACAUUCGGACCGAAGCGAGACCCGUGGCGAAGACGAGUUCACAUGCUUUGGUAUGAGCGUGGCUGCCCAGCUGCGUAAUAUGCCAAUCCCCAAUGCCAUGGUCAUGCAGUCUAAGAUCCAGUACAUACUCUCGAUGGAGCGUCGCAAGAUCACCGGACACGCGGGCGAUAUGAAUAUUUUUAACUAAUCCGACUACCUAAUCAAAAUAAUGAAAUGAUCGUUAGAUCAUUAUCUACAGAACUCUUAAAAUAUCAUUUACUACUUAGGUUGUGAUUUCGUUGAAGGUUUUUUACAAUUAGUUCUAUUACAGAAUACAAUUCCGUAAACUUUUGGAAGUUUUAUUUUGUUUAUUGAAUAAAAUUCAAAAAUUC
Messenger RNA from Drosophila obscura, 1070 nucleotides. RefSeq lists its product as uncharacterized. The coding region runs from base 113 to 886 and encodes 257 amino acids. The transcript has 2 exons. NCBI's taxonomy places the organism in Eukaryota, Metazoa, Arthropoda, Insecta, Diptera, Drosophilidae. The record is from RefSeq and is a predicted model, not a curated record.